Messenger RNA from Striga hermonthica, 2196 nucleotides. Lineage: Eukaryota; Viridiplantae; Streptophyta; Magnoliopsida; Lamiales; Orobanchaceae. The record is from the annotation of a GenBank genome assembly.
AUGUCCGAAAUAACCCUAAUUUCUAAACAUACCUCCAGUCCACCACUUACCAAAAUCGCCCGUCUUCACUCUUCACUGCACUACUACACACAGACUUUCAAAUCGCCGUCGGUUUCUCCCCUCCUCAAAAUCGCCCGUCGGUCUCCCUACCCCGAAUCGUCCCGUCGGUCUUCCUUCUCCAAAUCCUCCGCCGUCCACAAUCUACCACCGUCGCUCCUCCUCUGCCCUAAAUCUCCCAAAUCCAAAUCAUCUUCUCCGAAAAAAAUCGUCCCCAGAAGGUGUGUCUGUGACUCCUUCUCGCCGUUCCCGGUCAAGGAACUCCUUGUCGCCGGUCGUCGAACCGUCGGUCGAGGGCACCGUCUUCGUCUCCCUCCCAAAAUCUCAGUCAUCUUAAAUCAAGUUAAUGAGCGCCGCCUCUCCCAAAUCCCUCUCUCGAUCCGCCAAUUCCCGCCGAGUAGAUCCCGCAAGAUUUUUCCGGUGCUUUUGAAGAGCCACUUGCCGACGCCCACGAAGUUCGGCAAUCUCGAGUCCACCCACCGGAGACACCUGACCCAGAAAAGCAGGCGCUUCGUGUUUACGAUUGAAGAGACCCGAAAAGAGAUGAUGUGGGCACGGGGCAGAAAUACGGUCACUCAUUUGGAGGCCGCCACGAAAUUCUCAAGAUUCCGAUGGCUUUUUCUAUCAUGCUCGUAUUCCGACAUAUCUUGCAAGAAAACAAAGGCGCCAUUACAAGAGCGUAGGAUGAUUGAUCGAUUCAGGCUAUGGGCUAAGGGUGGUGAUGGAGGCAAUGGUUGUACCAGCUUCCGAAGAAGCCGUCACGUUCGACGAGGCAAACCUGAUGGUGGGAACGGUGGAAGAGGUGGUGACGUGAUUCUUGAAUGUUCUCCGUCAGUUUGGGACUUCCGCGGUCUGCAACACCAUGUUAAUGCAAAGAGAGGAGGGCAUGGGGCUUCAAAAAAUAUGAUAGGAACCCGAGGACCUGAUAAGGUUGUUUUGGUUCCUGUUGGCACUGUGAUUCAUCUUUUAGAAGGUGUAAUCCCCUCCUCCUCGGUCGAGAAGAAACCUUCCGGAACAUUGGAUCCUUGGGAAAUCCCUGGUUCACUUUAUUCAAACUCAUCGGAUAAUUUCCAACAAUCUCCGACAGAGAGCAUCUCAAAAAGGCCGAAGGCGGACAAUUCUCACCAGAAUUCAUCUCGUUUGAGCAGAAGAACUCCAAAGGAGCCACCUUUUGCCUCACGUUCUCAAGUUUCUCCUCGAUUUUCAACUUAUAAACCCCAAACCGAACCCGGACCUGAUUGGCAGCCACCCGAGCCACAUGGGUACAGUGUGUGGGAGGAUACGGAUAACGAAGCAAACAUUUCUGAGACGAAUUUCGAAGAAUUUUCUGAAGAAACCGAACAAGCACAAUACGACGUGUCCGAGCUCAUAAAGCCAGGCGAGCGGAUAACCGUGGCCCGAGGAGGUGACGGUGGCUUGGGCAAUAUGCACUUCACAAAAGGCUCCAAGGCAGAUGAUGACGACAAUGACUUGGGCCACCAAUCUCCCGAUAACAAUGAAGCCCGAGUUGAGCCCAACAUAGGUCAGCCCGGCUCCGAAGCCGUCCUUUUGUUGGAAUUAAAGAGCAUUGCCGAUGUGGGCCUUGUGGGAAUGCCCAAUGCCGGAAAAAGCACCCUUCUUGGGGCCAUGUCGCGGGCCAAGCCCGUGAUCGGCCAUUACGCUUUCACCACUCUGAGGCCCAACUUGGGAAAGAUGAACUACGACGACCUGUCCAUAACGGUAGCCGAUAUACCGGGCCUCAUAAGUGGGGCCCACGAGAAUCGCGGGCUCGGGCACGCUUUUUUGCGCCACAUAGAGCGGACGAAAGUGCUGGCGUACGUGCUGGAUUUGUCGGCCGGGUUGGAUGGGAGGAAAGGUGAGCCCCCGUGGGUGCAGCUGAGGGACCUGAUGAUGGAGCUGGAGUUCUACAGGGAGGGGCUUUCGGCCCGGCCCGCAUUGGUGGUGGCGAACAAGAUCGACGAGGAGGGGGCCGAGAGGGUGUACGAGGAGCUGAGGGAGAGGGUUCGUGGGGCUGCCAUUUUCCCGGUUUGUGCAGUCCUGGAGGAAGGGGUGCCAGAGCUAAGGGAGGGCCUCAGGAGGCUUGUGAAUGGGGAGGAGGAGGCGUCGAGGAUAGAUUUAGGUAGUAUUGUGGUUGAUUAG